AUGCUUGUGACUGAUAAAGUCGUGCUGCGUGUGGCAUCACAAUCGAUAGGAAAACUAUCAGAUUCUAGAAGAUAUAACAUUGUCAAAAAUAUUGGGGGCGGUGAUGCAGUACUAUGUGAGUUCAUUCUUGUUUACAAGAAGAAGAGAUCUUCACUAAUCACUCUCAACAUAGAUACUAGGUAUGAAAUAUUUAGGAGCAGAGGGAGAAAUAGAGGAUGCAUUACGUCGGACAUCGGAGUGAAGCUACUCCUUCUUGGCGGAAAGGUCGAAGAAUUCAGCAUGAAUUUGUUACCACACGAUCUUGAAAUUAGAAUCAUACUGGCAACUACUAGAUAUAUAUCUUUUUUGUUUUUCGGAGGAGCGGUUCCUCCACGUCCAACAACUUGUGCUGUUUUCACUGUGAAGAUGAAUUCAAAUAACAUUCUUUCAUUUUUAUUUUUACGUUGA
Messenger RNA from Amoebophrya sp. A25, 447 nucleotides. Lineage: Eukaryota; Dinophyceae; Syndiniales; Amoebophryaceae. The record is from the annotation of a GenBank genome assembly.